AUGGGCGCCACACGCAUCACUGCCCGGGGCGCCGCAGCCACCGUGGUGUUCGCCCUGUUGGUGGCUGCAGCCGCCGCGAAGUGCACCGAGGCGCCGCUGGGCAAGACCAACUUUGCGGCAGUCCUCAACUCGGUGUCACGCAUUAACGUGACAGACCCCAAGAGGCCCACGAGGCCGGCGCUGCUCUACCAGAAGGCCUGCUUCCUUCUCAGCCAGACCGCCCCGUGCGACGCGGCGGGCAGUGCGUGCUGCAGCAGCGCGUCAGAGUACCUUAUCAAGUCCUUGACGAUUGAGACGGACCCUGCGUGCGCAAGCAAAACCAACAAGACGCCGUUCAAGACUGCGUUGUGGAACCUCAAUUCUGUUGGCAACUCUACGAAGACCCGCCUGGUGUCGUCCGCGUCCCACAAGGCCGCCACCAAGAAGCUGCCCCCGAGGUUUGUGGUCAACCUCAAGUCCAAGACUGUCAUCAGCAACAGCAACAACGAGCUCUGCGUGGACAUUCCUGACGUGGCAGCCAACCCGACCUGCAAGACGAUCGACAAGGUGUGCCCGGGCGGCAAGUGCAAGAUCUCCAUCACCCCGGCCAAGAUCAAGUCCACCAAGACGCAGUGCUGCGUCAGUGGGGAGGUGCCGCUCAACGAGUGCGGUGCUACCGGCAUAUCGUGCACCCCCAAGGCCCCCUGCAUCAGGGGCACCAAGUUGACCGCCGCAGACGUCACAUGCACCAAGAACGGCCAGCCGCUGCCCGCCUCGGCGGUCUCCACCCUGGGCACUGCCGUCUGCGCCGCCGGCGCCACCAACCUGACGGUCGUGGUCGCCAGCGCCGCGGAGUGCGCCUCCCCCGUGAUCGUGACAUUCCCCGAGUUUGUGCGCCCGGCGGUGAAGCUUGAGCUUAUCGGCCAGGCCACGAUUGCGCUUGCGGAGCAGGUGGUGUUUGAUGACGCCAACAAGCUGGUGUACGCCAUCGGCGGCGCAAAGGUCAACAUUCUCAGCGCGUCAGCGCUGGGCACCGCCGGCGCUCCCGCCACCCUGCCCUUGAAGGGCACCAUCGAUUUUGCUGUUCUGGACAAGCCGGCGGGCGGCACCCCAGAGGUCACGGACAUCGUCAUCUGCAACGGCAAGCUGGCUGUCAGCGUCAGCUACAAGACGUCGACCAACGCCCAGCUGCGCGGCCGCGCCUGGUUCUUCGCUGUCGGGGAGGCCCCCCUGUUGCUGGGCUUCACCACCCUCGGGUUCCUGCCCGACUCGCUGACGUGGAGCGCAGACUGCGGCACGCUGCUGGCGUCGAACGAGGCGGAGCCCAACAGCUACGGCCAGGCGACCUCGUUCGACCCCGAGGGGUCUGUCAGCGUCGUGGAUACCAAGUUUUUCGACACUGCGAGCGCAAGCCCCUGCAACGCACGCGUGUGCACUACUGUCAGGGAGGCGGUUUUCACGCAAUUCAACUCCCAGGCGGCCCAGCUGCGCGCCAAGGGAGUGCGCAUUUAUGGCCCCAACGCGACCGUCGCUCAGGAUCUGGAGCCCGAGUACUCGGUAUUUCUGCCAGGCACCAACUUCGCCGCCGUCGGGCUCCAGGUGCGUUGA
This is a messenger RNA of Monoraphidium neglectum, 1587 nucleotides long. RefSeq lists its product as hypothetical. The record is from RefSeq and is a predicted model, not a curated record. The coding region runs from base 1 to 1587 and encodes 528 amino acids. The transcript has 10 exons. NCBI's taxonomy places the organism in Eukaryota, Viridiplantae, Chlorophyta, Chlorophyceae, Sphaeropleales, Selenastraceae.